UGUCUCUCCAGACUGAGACACAGCGAAGUUCUCUUACACUCCACUAUGCCACCGACAACCGUCUUAGAGCCCAGUCUCAUUCCCAGCCCUUGGGGGCUUGUAAGACACACAUAUCUCGGAUGAGCAGGUGUCCCUAUCCUCGUUGUUGUCGAGUUCUCCGGUGUAGGCACGGAAUGUUCUAACUGCGAAUUCGGAUCACCAGGGUGAAUUCUGAUGAACUUUGUCGCUUGAAGGACAGGCUGGAGAGCUGGAGGACAUGCUGAAGGAAAUCCAUCUCUCCCUGUCUCUGGUCCUGGUGUUUGCCUGCGGCCUGUUGUACCAGCUCACCCUGAGGUCUCACUGCUUCUUUGCCUGCCUGCCUCUCUUCACAUCUCCACAGGGGCCGGAAGGCCUCUUGAGAAGUGGACGAAGCAUCGUGUUCAUAGAGACUUCUGAAAGAGUGGAGCCGUCUCCACUGGUCACCUGUGCUGUGGAGUCUGCUGCCAACAUCUACCCGGAGCAGCCAAUCAUCUUCUUUAUGAAAUGGCUCAGCAAUGCCACACGGCUGACCCCAAACACCAGCUCCCCAGCCUUCUCCCUGCUCUCAGCCAUGGACAAUGUUUUCUUUGUCCCUUUGGACAUGAGAAAGCUGUUUGCAGACACACCCUUGUUUUCAUGGUACACCAAAGUCAACAGCAGUGCUGAGAAACACUGGCUCCACGUCAGCUCAGACGCUUCACGCCUGGCUAUCAUCUGGAAAUACGGUGGCAUCUACAUGGAUACCGAUGUCAUCUCCAUCAGGCCCAUCCCCGAGGAGAACUUCUUGGCAGCCGAGGGUUCCCGGCACUCCAGCAAUGGGGUAUUUGGGUUCCUCCCCCACCAUCCCUUUCUGUGGGCCUGCAUGGAGAACUUUGUUGAGCAUUACAACUCAGGCAUCUGGGGCAACCAAGGUCCUCGUUUGAUGACCAGGAUGUUAAGGGUGUGGUGCAGACUUCAAGACUUCCAAGAGCGGGGUGACCUGAAGUGUCUGAAUAUUUCCUUCCUUCAUCCCCAGAGAUUCUACCCUAUCCCCUAUCUACAUUGGAGGCGCUAUUACGAAGUGUGGGACUCGGAGCCGAACUUCAAUGACUCCUACGCGCUGCACUUGUGGAACUUCAUGAAUAAAGAGGGCAGGACUGUGGUUAGAGGAAGCAACACCCUGGUGGAAAAUCUCUAUAGAAAGCACUGUCCUAAAACUUACAAGGCUCUGAUUCAAGAUGUAAACGGGACAGUGUCCAGGGAGCCAGGUACAGGCAGCAGAUAGAGGAAGGGCUACUGCUCACGUAGGGGAACUGGACCCUUCUGGGCUGCAGCAUUCUCACUUGGUCUCAAUAGUUUCUAGGGGCUAGGAGCUAAUCCACACCUCCAGGAUUAACUUUCUCUGGUAAUGGCAGCAUACUUCCAAAGAAAAGUGGCUAUAAACAUAGACGUUUAUUUAUCCUUCGUGCAACAGCAAGUCCGAAGGCAGACAAUUUAGGACAGGUAUACUAACAGUGAGGAUCGGAGGCUCAGGCUUGAAUCUUUCUGUUUGUUGUCCUAGUGUUUGUAGUCCACGCUCAAGUGGCUGCUGGACCUCCAGUCCAUCAUCUAGUUAUUCCAGACACUAGCAUGGCAGAAGGAGGAAAGAAAAUGCAUUUCAUUCCAUAAAAACUUUAUGCAAGUACUGUGUAAGUGCAAAUACCAUGUGUCUAUGCAACUCCCUGGCUAGACUGUAGCUGCAAGAGAGGCCGAUAGGUAGCUAAUAGGUCUGCUAGCACCCAUCAGAAUGAAAGGGACAUGGCUGUUGUUGUUUUGAUUUUUGAGACAGAGUCUCUCUAUGCAGUCCUGGCUGUCCUGGAACUCACUAUAUAGAUUAGGACACUAUCCAACUCACAGAGAUCUACUUGCCUCUGCCUUCUAGGUGCUGGGAUUAAAGACAUGUGGCAUCAUACCCAGUCCUUGAUUUUUAACAUCUGUAUUAAUCCACUUUCUGCCACUAUAACAAAAUACUGGAACUGUGAAAUUUAUUAAGAGCAGUGAUUUAUUUAUCUCAUAGAUUUGGAGGCUGAAAUCUUGACUCAGAUGACUCUGUCUGUUUGGCCUCUAGUGAAACCCUGAUGGAGGGUGGCGUCAUAGUGACAGGACACAUGUAGAAGAGAUCACAUGGUGAGUCAGGAAGACAGAAGAGUGUAGGAUCCAGGUCCUUUGCAACCCACCCCUGUGGGAGGGGUCAGAGGAAGGUUUUUCUGUGCGUCCCAGACUCACCUCAAACUCUCAGUCCUUUCUCCUAAGCCUCAGAGGGCUGGGAUCACCCUGACCGGCUCAGGCUUCCUCUUUUUGUAAGAACUAGCUGGAACUCCAUAAAAAGUACAUUGAUUCCUUCUGAUAAUGGAACCCUCCCAUGACCUCAUUGCAUGCACCCUACUUCUCAAAUGUUCAAGUACCUCUCAACAUUGUCACGCUGGAGACUGAGGUUAAAACACAUGAGCCCACAUGUAAACGACAGAAGUGUUCACUAAUCUAUUAAGUCAGUAGAUAUUAAUUGAUCUUCCUGGGAACUAAACACUAAUUUAGGGGCUACAGAUGCUGGGGAACCACUCAGUGUUGGUCCCAGCACAUGUAUCCUAAUUACUGGCCACUUAUCCUCAGGAUAGUCUCCUCCCAUCCCCAGCCCAUUCCCCAUACUGUCCCUUUCCAAUGCACACAUUUACCCUACCCCAGCUGUUGCUUAAGAGCAAAUGAUAAACUCAAGCUAUUUAAAGCUGCUUCCUCCAUAGAUUCAGAUGAAAACUGACUCCUUCCAAGCAUCAUGUUGUACACCAUAAACACAUGUAAUUUUCACUUUUCAAUUAAAAUACAAAUAAAUUCACAUCUACUUCUCAGGAGGCAUGAAAAUUAAUAUAUUUUUUUCUGUUUGCAGUUAUCAGUCAAGGGUUUCUAGAACUUUUCAUGGUUGUUUGCCUUAUAGAAAAAUUUACAUUUUUCCACACACAAAAUUAUGAUGUCUUACAAAACUCUACAUUCAUCUGUUGUCUUUCAUUCUUAACUUUCCCUCUUCAAGAAUCAUGGCUCUGGUAGUCUUAUGAAAAAAAUUUGGUGAGAUAGCUCACUGGGCAAAGGUACUUGCUGCUAAACCUGAUGACCUGAAUAUGAGCCUUGGAACCCAUGUGGAAGACAGAGAGAAACAACUCCUGCAAGUUGACCUCUGACCUCCACAUGUGCUAUGGUGCACAUGUGCAUACACACCACACACACACACACACACACAAUGUAAAGAAACCAAACAGUCCAAAACAUUUACAAGUCCUGAGUCCUGCCUUGGGUUUAUGUACUCCACUACUUGCUGGAUUCUUUGAUAUGUUACUCCCCAGUCAGACUGUGUGUCCAUCCCCUCCAUGAUGUUGCCCUCUUUGUGUCCCUGAGACAGUGAGCACUGGUGUUCAGUGUUUCACAGAUAAAAAUUCCUCUGUUAGCCCUGUUGGGAAGGAGCAGGUUGGUUCUUAUUGCUGUAGCUGAAGAAUGCUCUCCAUCCCUGAACACAAAAGUUUGAAGGACUCAAGUGAAAACACUUUAAACUUCUCAAAAAUUAUGUUUCCAUUGGGAACAAAUACGUCAACAGCAAUGUCUUAUAUAUUUCCUUAUGGGUUGUACUUGGUAUGGGUUUUUUGAGGCAAUAAUGAUAAUUUCAUGUUUCAAGUUUUGUUUUGUUUUGUAGUAAAAUGAGUUUGUGAUUAUAAGUGUGGAAAAUCAAUUAACUUAUGUAAGGAGUACUAUCUGUAUGGUGGAAAGAGUGAAUUUAAAACACUUAUAGUGGGUCUGAGGAAAAUAGAUCAAUGCAAUUUCCUUCUUCCUUUUGGAAAGGUUGAUUGUUACCCAUGUUUAACUGGAUUUAUACUUUAUUAUUCUAUGCAGUAUGUAAUAGCAUGUAAUAGGAUUUUUUAAUGUUGGAAUAUUUUUCUAUUUUUAUUGAUUUGUAUCCUCUCCUCUGUAUGUGAAAAACACCAACUUUUUGUAUUUUUUACAAAAUUUUCAAUCUGUAAUUUUUGAGUUUUACUAUCUAAAUUAAAAAUAUUUCACAUAUGA
Molecule: messenger RNA, 4080 nt
Organism: Mesocricetus auratus (golden hamster)
Lineage: Eukaryota; Metazoa; Chordata; Mammalia; Rodentia; Cricetidae
Gene: A4gnt
Product: alpha-1,4-N-acetylglucosaminyltransferase
Exons: 4
Coding region: 257-1282 (341 amino acids)
Biological process (GO): protein O-linked glycosylation
Molecular function (GO): acetylglucosaminyltransferase activity
Source: RefSeq, a predicted model, not a curated record